GUAUUUUCGUUCCCUUCUCUCUUUUCCUUUCCACUCCCCUUGUUGCGGUUGCUAGACCGUGAUAGGUUUGAAAUUCUGUCUUUUUUUUAUAUUUUUAUAUUUCCAAUAUUCUCUCGUUUUUAUCAUUUUCUCUUUUCCCUCUUUGCAUGGUUUAAUAAGUCUUGGUUUUUUAUUUCCAUUGUAUUCUUUUCUUGUCCUUCUUGCUUGAUUUCCUAGUUGUUUCUUGACCACUUUUUUCCUUUAUUUGGUUCCCUUUUUUUUUUUUUUUUGGCUUGAUAUACUGCUUUCGUGCUUCUUCACUCAUGGCUCCUGAAGCUCGUCCUUGCUUUGAUAGAGGAGAAGGAUUUCCAUUUUGCUCGCCGUUGCCCACGGAUACCUGGGUCAAUGGAUCGCAUCACGAGUUUAUCUGGAAUUACAAUUCCGCAUAUUACGCAGCUCAUGAUUAUCUCGAUCUUUUUCUUUACCACAUCGAACACUUUACUUAUCACAGUAUCCGAAAUUGGACCCAGUUACAUACACGCGACGGGUCACUCCCGGUGCAAGUAGACGAUUCAUGGUUUCCAACGCAAUUGCAACCAGGCGAUAACAACAAGACGUGGACACUCUACGGAUAUUAUCUUCCAUCUGGCAUGGAUCCUUACCACGAAUUACCUGACACAACCAGCUUUUACCCCCGUCCUUUCAAUUUCUCGGCCAUUCAGGUGGCGCCCUUACCCAACCCACUUCAAGCAGAAAGUUCAGAUGAUCAUCAUCUUCAACCGUGGAUGAUCGCUGUUAUUGUGAUCGCCAUUGUCGCGUUUCUUGCCGCUGUCACAGCUUCGGUCUGGGCGUUCCUGGUAUCACGUCGCAACAAACGGAAAAACAAGCUUUCACCGACCGAUUCGUCGGGCGCUCCGGAUUCGCAUCCAGCGGCGGCCAUGACCGAUCCUGAAAAGAGUCGAUCCACGGUAGGACUGGUCGACAGUGUCUCGAUUUAUUCCAACACACCCAUGAUGUUGGGUCGAUCGUCCGGGAGUCUACGACAUUCAGGUACAGAAAAUGCUUCCACCAUUCGGUCCGCCAAUACCUGGCGACGUGCCGAAUUGUCGCCUUCAUCUCCGACAUUAGCCAGUGUCACUCAUCCCAUGUCGUCGCACCUGGCCCAUGAACCGAGUUCUCCUCCAGCCAACGCCUUCCGCAGUAUGCUUCCUUCAACCAACCAACGCGACGACGACGAAGAAGAAGACCGAAGACGGCGGUUAGGACAAGUUUUAUUGCAACAACAACUCGCCGAGGAAGGCACGUCGGUCAAACAUGCAGAAAAACGGCCGGUCAUCGCAGAAGUGCAACCUGAAGCACGACCAGUGAUACUCGAACACGCCUCUUCUGCAUCCAGUCUGUAAAACCCCUCUUCUCAACUGCUCUAUUCUACUACUGUAUAUUCACCUUUCUUCUUCUUCCCUUUUUGUCAUUGCGACAUUACUUCUUUUUUUUUCGCGGCCAGUCUACCCUUCUUUCUUUCAUUCCCUCAUCUACUGCCGCUUAUCAUUUGUCUUGGAUUACGAGGAGUUAUUUUUAUCCAUUAUUUCUUCUUUUGUGAUAUACACGAUCCCCAUCGAUAGAGCCUUGUCAUACAAUCCAAGUAGCCCGAAUCCAUUCCUACACAUACACACAAACACACCCAAAAAACAGAAAAAAGAUAGAUAUCUCUAUCCAUCCCAUGUAAAGUAAAGCCCUCUUUUUUUU
Molecule: messenger RNA, 1725 nt
Organism: Radiomyces spectabilis
Lineage: Eukaryota; Fungi; Mucoromycota; Mucoromycetes; Mucorales; Radiomycetaceae
Exons: 6
Coding region: 303-1382 (359 amino acids)
Source: RefSeq, a predicted model, not a curated record